This is a messenger RNA of Ambispora gerdemannii, 1249 nucleotides long. The record is from the annotation of a GenBank genome assembly. Lineage: Eukaryota; Fungi; Glomeromycota; Glomeromycetes; Archaeosporales; Ambisporaceae.
AUGUCCACGCCUAUGCAGACAUAUAAGUAUUUCGAUCGAACACACUCUGAGUGGGAUAUUAUAGACUUUCUAAACGAUUGUAACGAUGGCGAGCUUCAAGCUUUCAGUCAGAAGAUAGGAAUUUAUCUAAAGUCUCUCGAGGUCAUCUUUGAUACUGAUAAAGGACAAAGGGGUAAACGAGCAAGGGAAUUGCUUGAUAGGACGAGCUACGAAGUUGGUGUUGGGGCGGGGGCAAUCUAUAGGGUUGUCUUACGUUCAAGACUAAAGGGUUCUCGGCCCGAUCGUCAAUUAGCAAAGAAAUGGGAUCAAAAGCGUGGACCAGGAUGUGGACCUUCAAUUCAUAUUCAUAAUUCAACAGUUUCUGGAAAUAUUCAAGGAACUGGGAUCAUUGAAGACACUUCGAUAAAACCAGUUUUGAAGCGGAAGUUAUCAUCCAAAAACGGUUUAAGUGAGGAAGAAACAGUCACAGAUGCUGACAAUAAUCCGUUUUUUGUCUCCGAGCAUGGAAAGGAGGAUGAGGAUGAGGAGGUAUUAAAUGAAGGAAUCAAAUUACCAACUCCUCAUACACGUAAAAAGGCGAAAACAAGUGUGACUAGUGCUCCAAAGAUAAAGAAUCUGAGACCAAGAAAGAAUAGCGAAAAGUCUUCCUCUUCUGAUACAGAGCUUGAGGGUGACGAAGAAAUAAAGUUUGAUUUACCACCAUUGAAAAGGGGUUGCAACUGGGAAGUUGGUGCCAUCAACGUAUUACGAAGAUUUAGACAAUAUCAGAUAGAGGUACUUGAGAAGGCGAAGACUAGCGGUUUGAAAUAUGAUAACAUUUAUGAAACCUUAGCCUUAUCAUCAAUAAUGGUGUUCUGCUGGCCCUGCCCAAUCCCGCUUCCACAAGAAAUUUUGUCAUCCCUUCCCGAAGCAUAUUGUAACCAUUUUCUUGGUAAUGAUGUCUUCAUGAAUGGUGGCAAUUCAAAACUAAGUAGAACAGUCGCAUGCGCUUUUAAUGAUCUGUAUAACAGUGUCCCAGAUGUUGCGCCAUCAAAGAUGUCCGAGGAUGAGCACUGCUACAUGUUUCUUCAUCCAUUAUUUACUGUAGAUCGUGUAGCGAUUCUAAACUCAGAGUCUAAACCUGUUGGUUGCACACCAUUGCAGCAUAAAAAAGACAGGAUCAAAGUACAAUUAAAAGCACGAAAGUCAAUAAACCAACAAAUACAAAGCAAAGGAAGUCCAAGUGAAGCCAUCAUAUUAUUAAAUAUGG